CACCGGCCUCGAUGCGGUCGACCCCACGCAUCCUCCCACCUUCCCACCUCGAUCGGGGCCGUGCCCUGCCCUAAUGGCUAUAUAUACAACCUCCGUCCAUCUCCCAUUCCACACAAGACGAAUCAGGAAACAAGUGAAGAUCAGCUCACGGAUCCAUCCAUCCAUGGAGCUCGACAAGCGCACGGACACGCCGCCGUCCACCCUUCUCCCCCGGACCGCCUCCACCGUCACCUACUGCUGCGGGCGGUGCGGGUACGACCUGAAGCUGAGCUCGACGGCGCGGGACACGGCGGGCAUCGUGGGGGCGGGAGCCGGCGGGGCGAGGCGGCGGCGGCGCUGGCGGGGCAGCGCGGCGGCCGUGGUGGUGUUCGACGCCAUCGACGACGCCCGGUUCGGCCACCUCGACGAGUUCCGCUGCCUCGACCUGCGCGCGCGCCGCCUCUUCGCGCGCCGCACGCGCCUCCUCUGCCGCAAGUGCGGCGCCCACCUCGGCUUCGGCUACGACGACAACACCGCCGCCACCCGGCCGCCGCGGUACCACAUCAAGAUCCGCGCCCUCCACCCCGCCUCCUCCUCCGACGCCGCCGCCGCCACGCCGCCGCCGUCCGGCGCGCCGGCGGGUCCGCGGCCCUGAUCUGCUUCGCCCGUGUGCACAUUCCGCCGUUCCCUUUUUGUGUUUGCGCUCGCCGAUGUACAAACUGAUUUGAUCGGAAAUUGGAAUCAAAUCAUCUUUAAGAUAGUAUUCUGAUUGAUUGCGUCGCUAAUGCACAAACUGAUUGAUCGGAAUCGAUCUUUUUCUUCUUC
This is a messenger RNA of Hordeum vulgare subsp. vulgare (domesticated barley), 804 nucleotides long. RefSeq lists its product as uncharacterized. Lineage: Eukaryota; Viridiplantae; Streptophyta; Magnoliopsida; Poales; Poaceae. The record is from RefSeq and is a predicted model, not a curated record. The coding region runs from base 74 to 634 and encodes 186 amino acids. The transcript has 2 exons.